AUGGACAACAGCGGCAGGGGGAGCACCGUGAAGAUGCACGGGAGCACAAGGUUAGAUGGACACCUGACCAAGAAGGGUGGUGUCCAGUGGAAGCGGCGAUGGUUCAUCCUCGAGGACCAUGUCAUCACAUACUUCUCCAAGCAGGGCGACCUGCGUCCGAGGGGCCGCAUGGUGCUGAUCGCUGAGUCCCGGGUGACCAACCUGCCCACGCGAGUCCACGCGUUCCAGGUGAUUACCAACGCCAAAGCGCUCAUGGUCUACGCGGACACGUUGGAGGAGCGAGAAAGCUGGGUCGCGGCGUUGAACCAGCAGAUCAAGGGGCUGAAGGAGAGAGCGCUGCAACGUCGCAGCCGGAGGAAUGUCAGAGCGGUCAACGCCGCCGGCACUGACUUCGAGCUGGACUUGAAAUACGAGAUGAUCAAGCCGAUCGGACACGGGGCCUACGGAGUGGUCAUUUCCGCGCUGGACCACGAAUCCAACAACAAGGUGGCCAUCAAGAAGAUUCCCGGAGCGUUCGAUGAUCUGGUGGACGCCAAACGCAUCGUCAGGGAGAUCCGUCUCCUGCGGCACUUCAACCACGAGAACGUGAUGAAGGUCGUAGACAUUCUUCCCCCCUCAUCUCUGGAGGACUUCGAUGACGUGUACAUCAUUUCCGAGCUCAUGGAAACCGACCUUCACAGGGUGAUCUACUCGAGGCAGCGCCUGACGGACGAGCACACGCAGUACUUCCUCUACCAGAUCCUGUGCGCGCUCAAGUACAUCCACUCGGCUUCGGUGCUGCACAGAGAUCUCAAGCCGUCGAACGUGCUUCUCAACGCGAAUUGCGAUUUGAAGCUUUGCGACUUCGGGUUGUCGAGGGGAGUGCACGACGAGCACGAGACGGGGGACCUUACUGAGUACGUGGUGACCCGCUGGUAUCGUGCGCCGGAGAUCAUGCUCUCGGUGCAGAACUACAACGAGGCUAUAGACGUGUGGAGCGUGGGGUGCAUCUUCGGGGAGAUGCUGGGUCGGAAGCCGCUCUUUGCCGGGAAUGACUACAUCCACCAGCUUAAGCUCAUCACGUCACUCAUCGGGAAGCCCACCGAAUCUGACAUUUGGUUCGUCACUAACCCAAGGGCGAGGCGGUUCAUGCUUGGCCUACCGGACACGUCGCCCGUGAACCUGGGAGUCAAGUUCCCCGACGUAAACGCGGACGCGGUGGACCUGUUGUCGAAGAUGCUCAUCCUCGACCCGAAUCGGCGAAUCUCGGUCGAGCAGGCGUUGGAACACCCGUACCUCUCGUCGUUGCACGACGACGCUCUAGAACCGCUGGCGGAGAGCCACGUGGACUGGCAGUGCAUCGAAGCGGUGGAGUUGACAAAGCACAACCUGCGGCUGUUGAUCUUCGAGGACGUGCUGCACUACCACCCGGAGUGCAGGGGUCUCAUCCAGCCCACCCUCGACGCCGCCACGGCCGCUACGACCCCCGUCUCCGACGCAGGCGGCGGGCAAACCUUACCCUCCCGCCAGCACGGCACCCCGGGAGGCGGCGACAUCGGCAGCAGCAACGGCAGCAGCCGUGGACGCGCUGCUUCGCCAUCGGAAGCACCCGCCUCUCUCCCUCCGCCUCCAGCGGGCGCGGCCUCUGGCUCUGCCGCUACCGCAGCAGUCGGCGCUACCGUGCCCCCCGCCACCACGGGAGCAACAGCAACAUCGAACACAACGUCGGCGGCGCCGAACGCGAUGGCGAAAAACGCCGCCGCCGGCGGCGGGAGUCAGGACAAUAAUUCCUCCCAAGGAGAAGCUGCAUGGCCACCCAAGGUUUCUCACAUCGAAAACGGGGCAGCGGCAGGGUGGGCGGGGGGCGGCGGCGGCGGCAGCGAUCAAGACGCACCAGAGGCGACGGUGAUGCUCUCGGCGGUGUCUGUGUCUGUGGGGGAUAGCGGCGGCGAUGUGGCUGCACCUACUGCGGGGCUUGUGACUGCCCUUUGA
Messenger RNA from Ectocarpus siliculosus, 1971 nucleotides. The record is from the annotation of a GenBank genome assembly. NCBI's taxonomy places the organism in Eukaryota, Phaeophyceae, Ectocarpales, Ectocarpaceae.